Molecule: messenger RNA, 3988 nt
Organism: Boleophthalmus pectinirostris (great blue-spotted mudskipper)
Lineage: Eukaryota; Metazoa; Chordata; Actinopteri; Gobiiformes; Gobiidae
Gene: synpo2b
Product: synaptopodin 2b
Biological process (GO): positive regulation of actin filament bundle assembly
Cellular component (GO): nucleus; actin cytoskeleton; Z disc
Molecular function (GO): actin binding
Source: RefSeq, a predicted model, not a curated record
AUGGAUCCAGACUCUGAAGACCAAAGUGACACUGAGAAAACAGAGGCAUGGUCUGGGUCAGAAAGCUCCCAGGAGGACAGCUGCCGCGUCUCAGAUAUGAAGCCAGAAUCUUGUAAUAGUGAAGAAGAUACUGAAAACCUCCCAAUGAACUCAUCAUCCUCUCACGUCCCCAAGCCUGACAGUGAACCCAAAGAAUGCUGGGAAAUGGAGUCUGAGGAACACUUAAGUGAAAGAGAAGAGAAUGUUUUCUAUAGGGAGCGUGAAGUUGACAAGAGUGAAUCAAGUCCUACCCGUGACAUGGUCCUGGCCUUGACCCUUCACCCAGGGGAAGAGGAACCACGGGGACCAGCUGGUAAUAGCCAAAGCGCCGGGACGGAGAGCCCAAGGGUGCAUUCAUCAGAAGGAGGAGGGAGCAGUGACGCACCUACUGCCUGCGUCUCCUUUGGAAUCUCAGAAGAGGGUGCUGAGCAGGCACAGAGGUGGGAUUCGGGGUCUGACACAAAUCUGUGCAGACCGACCCGGCACAGGACAAGGCACACACGGCUCAGCCAAUCAGAGAGACAUGUCAAGGAGACCAAGUCCAAAUGCAAAAGCAUUGCUCUUCUUCUAACUCAUGCACCCAACCCUCGCAAUAAAGGAGUCUUGUUGUUCAAGAAACGUCAGCAAAGGGUUGAGAACUUUACCUUCAUAAGCUACGGAACCGGUGAGAACAUUGACAGUGAAGACCAAACAGAAGAAACUGAAGAUUUAACUGAGUACCACUUUGUAUCAACAAGUGAUUCUGAGUUAGAGGAAGAGAAUUCUGUUUACCACCAGCAGUGUCAAUAUAGUUGGAAUUGGAGAAGUCAGCACAAGAUGGAAGGUCUGCCAGAAACACAGGGAAAGGGUGCUUUGAUGUUUGCUCAACGCCGAAAACGCAUGGAUGAAAUUGUGUCAGAGCAUGAAGAACUGAGGAGUAAAGGAUUACCAGUCGAAGGUCCAGCACCAGAACCAGAACCCACAGCACCUCCAAAAAUGUAUGAGCCUAAUGAAACAUAUGUGUACAGCGCCCAGGAUAACUACACAGAGCAGCCUGUCAGCUACCAGGAGGACUCCAACGCCUCCAAACCGUUGGUGCCCAACAGAACUGCGAAGCCAUUCCUUGGAUUUCAAGCGAAUGCACCUCCACCUGCCAGACAUAGUGUGGUUGUGCCAGUUACUCCUGCGAAGAAGAAGCCUGAGCCUAAAUUUAAAGUUCCUGUACCCGUACCAAGCAACACAAGCCCCAAGGUCUGGUCCCCAACUAGUGACGUCAUAGCCUCAAGAGAUGAAAGAAUAUCAGUGCCAGCGAUCAAGACUGGCAUCCUACCUGAAACAAAAAGAAAAGGCUCAAGUAAACAGUCUCCACCAGAACAGAAAGCAAAUCUUCAAAACAAGGGUGACCGAAGAUCUUUUAUCGAAUGUGAGGAAGACUGCUUUAGUUUGGGAGCUGAAGCGUGUAACUUUAUGCAACCUAAACCCAUCAAACUUAAGAAUCCACCUCCAGUUGCACCCAAACCAACUAUCAACCCAGCCUGCCCACCUUGGAUGGUUAAAGAAGAUCCCUAUAUUCCACCAAGAAAUCCCCAGCCAUCCCCUGCUGCCAUUGGACCCCAUAGUCAGAAUUACUUACAGCCGCAUGACCGGGCCAAACCUCAACAGAUGUCUAACCAGUGGGCACAGGAUCAAACACCGGCAAGACUUCAAACAUCCACCAACAUGUCUUCUCAGCUUCAGCCCCAGCCAACUGCAAAUAGCUGGAGUCUUGAACAAUCCCGAUCUCCCGUGAGUAUGCAGGCCAGGGGUCCCACCUACAGCCCACAGGCCCCUCCUCCCCAAUCGAGUGCCCCAAAUUCUGUUGCAUCUUGUCCAUCGCAGCCAGAGAAGACUCACAGAGGCCAAAGUAGUUCCCUAUCCGGUAAAGGUGUGGAGUUGUUUGCCAAAAGACAGUCUCGAAUGGAGAAGUUUGUGGUUGAUGCCGAACCGAAACAGGUUAGCAAACCCAGGGCCCCAUCCCCGACCUCAUCUCUGCCAAAUUCAUGGAGGUACUCAUCUAAUAUCCGAGCUCCACCUCCUGUAGGUUACAAUCCUCUUCUUACACCUUUUUAUCCCCCGGCAGCAGCGAAACAACCCCCCUCAACGAGUCCUAAAAUUAAACCCAAACAGACCAAACCAAAACCUAAACAAGCCACGAAGCACCUUAACGCUCUAGAUAUCAUGAAACACCAGCCUUAUCAAUUGGACUCAGCUCUUUUUACAUACGAAAAAGUCCCUGAGAUCAAAGCCCCCAGCCCCAAACCAUCUCCCACCCCCACGAAAUCUGAGCCAAGAAAAGUUAUAAAGCACAAGAUAGGGCCUGCACGUUCUCCACGAAGUAUCUCUAAGAGUGAAACCACAAAGCCUGAUGUUCUCACAGUUGACAAGCAAAUGGAUGUGAAUCUGUCUGUAUCACCUGUUUUGAAUCACGUUAGCACCAAGCAAGAAACCAGUAACCGCCCAGCCAGCACAACCUCUCAGCACUCCUCUCUCUCCUCUAUCAGUGACAGUUUAGCAGCGGCUUUCUCCCCUGCGUCUCUCAUUGCUAGAGGCGUGCGUCAAAUGGCUCCUCGGCCAAAGUUUUCGGCUAAGAAGCAGGUAGCAGAAGGCAAACAGUGGAAGCCUGUUGCUAUGCUGCACUAAGCCGGGGUCUGUAUAUGGUCAUGUUUGGAUUCAGUCAGGAAUAGGAUGAGGGGUUAGAGUUGCAACCAUUCACUUUUAAUUAUAACAUAUAGCACUGGUUAGUAUCUAGCUUGCAGUGGUGGAAAAACUACUACGUUUUGUUACUUAAAUAAAAGUACAGGUACUGAAACAAAAGAAGUAUUCAAGUAAAAGUAAAAGUAUCACAUGAAAAAAUCGACUUAAACUAAAAGCAUCAAAGAACCACUUUAAAAAUGUAUAUAAAAAGUAAAAAGUAAGUAUUUCAUGCAGAUUUUGAGAUCUAAAAAAGCUUCAGAUGAUUUUGAUAAAGAUUUGUUCAACAGAAACAACUGAAUCAAUCAAUUUUUCUAGGUUAGCUGUUUUAUUUGUAUUUUUUUUUUUUUUUUUUGUUUGCUCAAAUUAUGAACUUGAUCAAAAUAACCCCCUAAUUUCAGCAGGUCUUAAACAAUCAUAAAAAAUAUGUUUACUUUUUAGUUCUGUUAAAAAAUGUAGUGGAGUAAAAAGGACAGAUACCUGCGUUCAAAUGUAGUGAAGUAAAAGUAAAAAGUACCCACCUUAAAUUCUACUUAAAUAAAGUACAGGUGCCUUUUUACUUUACUACUUUUACUUUGUUAUAUUCCACCACUGCCAACUUCACACAGUAAUUUAUUGUAUUCUGUAAAUAUAGUGAGACAUUUUUUGAAACACACAGGAUAGUGUUUUAACUGGACGAAUCCAGAAUGGUGAUUUAGUGCUGUAAAAGUUUAAAAGAUUUAGGAUUUAUUUUAGUUUAUGACGCUCAGGAAACAAAUGUGCAAUAAUGCCUGCUCCCUUUACGCCGUUGUUUAUUGUUUUGUUGUUGGAAUACAGCUGCAUACAACAUUCAUAUUAGCAUAGAACCCGCUUCUCUUUCCCCCUGAUCAAAAAGUGUUUGUAAUGUUUUGUUGUUCUCACAUAUAACACUGUAUUAAUUUAGCAACUGUAAAUGCACUUCUUUUCAAAUGCAUACAAGUAGCAUUUGCUUCCGUCUCAUUCCAAUCUUAAAGUAUCACAACAGCGCAAAGGAAAUCAAAGCCAGUUGUGAUUAAAAAUGUGAUGAACUGAUAACUAGUGUCAGUUCAGGUCAUUUCAGCCACUUUCUGCCUGUAUUGUUGAAAAAGAUUUAGUGGGGAGUUACUCAAAAGCAAGUUAAAAAAGAAUCAUCUCAAUCAAGGAAUGUGUAUUUUUCUUUUUCAAGCGUCUCUGUUGCACUUGGUCUUGUUCCCAGCACUAUUAAAGCACCAUUAAAUUUCUC